CCGCAGUGCCCGUCCCGGCCUGGGCGCGGUGUCUUCCCUCCCUCCCUCCUUCCCUCCUCACACACACACAUACACACACGCACAGCGCCUUCCCGUUCCUCACCGCCGCCUCCCCGUGAGCAGGGGGAAGGGCCGGUGAGGCGGGGGGCGCCGCGGGUGCCGGGCGGGGCCGUGAGGGGCCCGGCGCCUCCCCCACCUCCCCCCAGCGAACGCCCCGUCCUCGCCUCGGAAGCUGUUGCAUAUUUCUUUUUUCCCCUCCUUCCUGUCUUCCCUGAACGAGAAGAAAAAGUCGAUUGGAUUUAACGCGUUCCCUUGGGGUCGGAGGAAAGUCCUGCCUGCUGGAUCCGGCUUGGACAGGCGAGAAUGUUGGCUUUGAGAGCUCAGGGAAGAAGCAACAGGGAGGAAAAAGUAACACAGUGUGCCUGAAAAUGACAACAAAGCGGAAUUUGUUUGUGCGGCUGGUGGCAUGCCGCUGCCUGCGUGGAGAGGAGGAAACAGUCACUACUCUUGAUUAUUCUCACUGCAGCCUGGAACAGGUGCCUAAGGAGAUUUUUACUUUUGAAAAGACCUUGGAAGAACUCUAUUUAGAUGCUAAUCAGAUUGAAGAGCUUCCAAAGCAACUUUUUAACUGUCAGUCUCUGCACAAGCUGAGUUUGCCAGACAAUGAUCUAACCACAUUGCCAGCAUCCAUUGCAAAUCUCAUUAAUCUCAGGGAACUGGAUGUCAGCAAGAAUGGCAUACAGGAGUUUCCAGAAAACAUUAAGAACUGUAAAGUAUUGACAGUUGUUGAGGCCAGCGUAAAUCCAAUUUCAAAGCUUCCAGAUGGAUUUUCCCAACUCUUAAACCUAACGCAGCUGUACCUGAAUGAUGCUUUUCUUGAGUUUUUGCCAGCCAAUUUUGGCAGAUUAACUAAACUCCAGAUAUUGGAGCUUAGAGAAAACCAGUUAAAAAUAUUGCCAAAAACCAUGUCCAGACUGACUCAGCUGGAGAGACUGGACUUAGGAAGUAAUGAAUUCACUGAAGUGCCUGAAGUACUUGAACAACUGAGUGGGUUAAAGGAAUUUUGGAUGGAUGGAAAUAGACUAACACUUAUUCCAGGGUUCAUAGGCACUUUGAAACUACUAACCUACUUGGAUGUUUCUAAAAACAACAUUGAAGUUGUUGAAGAAGGUAUUUCAGGUUGUGAAAGCCUGCAAGACCUGCUGUUAUCCAGUAAUGCACUUCAGCAACUGCCAGAGUCUAUUGGUUCCCUGAAGAAGGUGACAACACUUAAAAUUGAUGAAAAUCAAUUAAUUUAUUUGCCAGACUCCAUAGGAGGGUUAAUAUCAGUAGAAGAACUGGACUGUAGUUUCAAUGAGAUUGAAACAUUGCCGUCUUCUGUUGGGCAGCUCACUAAUAUAAGGACAUUUGCUGCGGAUCAUAACUUUUUAACACAGCUGCCAUCAGAGAUUGGAAACUGGAAGCAUGCAACAGUGUUGUUUCUGCAUUCUAAUAAGCUUGAAUUUCUCCCUGAAGAAAUGGGUGAUAUGCAGAAAUUAAAAGUCAUCAAUCUGAGUGACAAUAGACUGAAGAAUUUGCCAUUUACAUUUACAAAACUGCAGCAGCUCACUGCUAUGUGGCUAUCGGACAAUCAGUCUAAACCACUUAUCCCUCUUCAAAAAGAAGCUGACCCUGAGACACAGAAAACAGUGCUUACUAAUUACAUGUUCCCCCAGCAACCAAGGACUGAGGAUGUUAUGUUCAUAUCUGAUAAUGAAAGUUUCAAUCCAUCGCUGUGGGAGGAACAGCGAAAACAGCGUGCCCAGGUGGCAUUUGAGUGUGAUGAAGACAAAGAUGAGAGAGAGGCACCGCCUCGGGAAGGCAACCUGAAGAGAUAUCCAACUCCAUAUCCUGAUGAACUGAAGAAUAUGGUCAAAACUGUCCAGACAAUUGUACAUAGGCUAAAGGAUGAAGAAUCCACUGAAGAUAUUGCCAAGGAGUCAAAACGAGAAGGCCAGACAGUUUCUGUAAAAGAUGUGGGGGUAAAGACCUCAGAAAUUGCUUCAAUAAAGAACAAAGCAGAUGAGAGAAAGCAGUAUUCAGCAGGAAGCUCUGUGCAGAAGCUUACUGAACCAGAAGCUGAGCACAGCACCGCAAAUUCACAGAUGACUGCACUUGUUAAAACCUUGCAGAACGCGAAAACAAAUGUUAACCAUGAAGACACGCUCGAGCAGGAGUCAGAAGAACUCUCCUCUGAUGAAGAGAUGAAAAUGGCAGAAAUGCGACCACCGCUGAUAGAAACCUCCAUGAACCAACCAAAAGUGGUAGCUCUUAGCAGUAACAAAAAAGAUGAUUCGAAAGAUGCCGAUUCCUUGUCAGAUGAAGCGACUCACAAUAGCAAUCAAAAUAACAGCAACUGUUCCUCUCCUUCUCGAAUGUCAGAUUCUGUUUCCUUACAUACUGAUAGUAGCCAAGACAUUUCUCUGUGUUCUCCAGACAAAGAACAGCCUGCUGCUGUUCUAGCCAAGAUCAGGCGAGAAGAUGAAAAUUUGAAUAAUCUUUUGCAGAAUGGAGGUGAUUUGAGUAUUACAGUAGAAGAAAAAAUAAGUGUCCAAGAGAAGGUUACAAAUUUGUCUGAAUAUGAAUUAAGCAUUGAAGAAAGAUUAGGCCUUAUAGGAAAAGGUGUUGAUUUAAGCACUUCUACAGAGGAGUCUCACAAAUUAGACCAAAUCAACAUGAAUAUUGAUAAACUCGUUAGUGAAGAGGCAGGGCCAGUUCCUGUGGAAAGGUUGCAAACACAGGAAAUAGCUUCAGUAAAGGGAUUUUUGAAUAACAACAUAAAAGAAGAAGGUGAGCACUUGGAAAAUGGAAAUAAAUAUCUUAUAAAUAAAGUAAAUGGACAUCCUGAGGAAGCAGUACAGUCUCCCAGUAAAGAAAAACUAACAAGAAGCACUACAGUUGAUGGGGAUUCUGCUGAGCUGUCUGUUUCAAGGAGCACUGAAGAUUUGUCCCCACAGAAAAGUGGUCCUGUGAUGAAAUCUCACAGCAUCACCAAUAUGGACACUGGUGGUCUGAAAGUCUACAAUAUUGUCAAUGAGAAUGGAUCUCAACAGCCAAACUCAGUAGUAAAAUCAGCAUCUGACAGUGCAGAUGGAAAAAACAUAGUCCGAAGUAAAUCUGCUACUGUUCUGUAUGAUCAGCCUUUGCAGGUUUUUCCUGGGUCGUCGUCAUCAUCAUCUGAUUUAGUAUCUUCUACAAAAACUGUGUUCAAGUUUGACUCAAAUCACAAUCCUGAAGGUUCUAGUGUAGCAAGAGGACCAGUGACGACUGGUGCACAGAUUUUCUGUGCUCCCCAGUAUAAUAUUCAGUAUAGCAGUAGUGUAACAGCAAAAGACACCUUGUGGCCCCAAAAACAAAACACCCAAGUAGAGCAAGGCAGCUUACCUCCUUCUCGUCUGCUUAGGUCUGACAGUACAGAAACUAACAGCUAUAUAAAGCAUUCUGCCAAUAUGAAUUUCUCCAAUCAUAACAAUGUCCGAGCCAGUGCUGUGUAUAAUACUCAUCAAUGGAUGGCUGGAAGACAAGCAGAUAUGUGGGCUAUCCCACCAAAUGACAGACUGCUCCCAGGAGCAACCAGACACACUCUUCAAAGGCAAAGCAGUGUAUCUUCUACAGCUUCUGUGAAUAUUGGGGAUACUGGUCCUCCAAGGCGGACCCAAUUUCCUGAAGGGGACUAUUUAACAUACAGAGAUUUACAUUCAGUUGCAAGAGCUCCACCAGUAAUGCCUGGGCAACAGAGACCUCUUUCUGCCAGAACAUAUAGCAUUGAUGGUCCGAAUGUACCCCGGCCACAGAGUGCUCGGCCAUCAGUGAAUGAAAUACCAGAAAGAACUAUGUCAGUUAGUGACUUCAAUUACUCACGGACUAGUCCUUCGAAGAGAUCAAACCCAAGAGUUAACUCUGAGCACUCUUUAUUAGACCCUCCAGGAAAAAGUAAAGUCCCUCAUGACUGGAGGGAACAGGUGCUGCGACAUAUUGAGGCUAAAAAGCUAGAAAAGAGCAUGCUGUCUAGGUCCUUUAAUUCCAAUUAUGCUGCAGUUAGCAGCUUUCACUAUGGCAGCUCUAGGGAUCUGCAUGGCAGCCAGGGUAGUGUUGCCUUGAGUGUGGCAGACGGAAGAGGUUCUGGUGUGCACGUUGUUCGACACCCUCAGGCUUCUACUCCAGGAGACCAAUGCCAGGAUGAGGUAUUCAUUUCAGGACAACAGAAUUAUUCAUCUGCCACACUCAGUCUGAAAGAUGUUCCUCCAGACAGCAUGAAGAAAUUAGCUGUGCAGAUACCUUUGACAAACGGACAAAUGUGCCAGCCUCAAAGACCUCAGGCAAACUACAGCCAAAUCCAUCAUCUCCCUCCUCAGUCAUCAGUAGCAAGACAUCCGUCUAGAGAGCAAUUAAUUGAUUAUCUGAUGUUGAAAGUUGCCCACCAACCUCCCUAUACUCAGUCUCAGUGUUCUCCCAGACAAAGCCAUGAGAUGACAAAGCAAGAAAUUCGAGUGAGAAUUGACAAGGAUCCAGAACUUGGAUUUAGUAUAUCAGGAGGAGUUGGUGGUAGAGGAAAUCCAUUCAGACCGGAAGAUGACGGUAUAUUUGUAACCAGAGUCCAACCAGAAGGACCAGCAUCUAAGUUGUUGCAACCUGGGGAUAAAAUAAUUCAGGCUAAUGGAUACAGCUUCAUCAAUAUUGAUCAUGGUCAAGCAGUAUCUUUGCUAAAGACUUUUCAGAAUGCAGUGGAGCUCAUCAUUGUGCGAGAAGUUUCUUCAUAAAUACUGUGGAUUGGGGGAAAAGCCAGCAGAAUUCAUUAAAGGACUUACGAGAAACUGAAUAUUUUGCCUAUUUUUAUACAUGAAAGGAACUUGAAAAGAACUAUGAUCAAAAUUUGUACAGGAUAUACUGAACUUGUGGCUAAAGGGGAGAAAAACCACUGUAUAGAACAUACAGGAAAUCAUUUUGGAAAUGCAUAUGGUGAAUAAAUUUGAUUUUAAGCAUUAUAGCAAUCUAAGGAUCACUCUUCCAAGAACAAACCUGUGUUGUUUUUUUGUACAGAUGGUAGGUUUAUUUUUGGAUAAUUCAUACACAUUACUAAACUUUGUGCAAGGCUUUAUGAAGCCUCGGUUGUAGCCAGUGGACAGAUGGCAGGGCUGUCUGUCCUGUAGCUGUUUAUUGCCUUUAUUUUUAUUCACCAGAUGUUAAUGUGUUAUGCUGAAACCACUUUGUUAGAUAUGGACAGGGGAUAUAAAAUGUUGGCUUUGCUAUGUGCACAUUGUAUAGAUGAAUGGGUAGAUGGAAGGUGGUGCUGGUUGGACAGAACAAAGGUCAGGUGAAACAACUAUCUGCUAUCUAAAUCUGGAAUCAGGAAAGAAGAAGUGUUUAGUUCCAGAGUGUACGUCUACCAAUAGAAAAUGCAAUAAAAGCUUAUGGUGUUUUUUAGGAAGACUGUAACUACACAUUUGUGAUAUUUUGCAGAAUAUGUUAUUAACGUAGUAGUUGAAUAUUCAUUUGCCAGAUGUGAUUCAUGUUUAGUUGGGUUUUCUUGCAUACGUAAUUUUUUCAGCUGUACUGUGGAAAUGUGCCCAGAGGUUUUUCUCUGCCGUGAAAAUUCCCAGUUUUGUGUGAAUGGUGAUACUUUAAUCUUUAUAAAAAGUACUCCAUUUUAACCUUAUCAAAAAUGAAACUGAAAUGGCCAGUUUUUAAGGUUGUUGCCUGUAAUACGUAUUUAAACACACACAAAGUAAAUGAUGCAAGAACGGUUAUGAAAGACAUCUUGAUUUUUGUUUGGCCUUGGCAAUGCCUUGUUAAUCAAAAUGGAAACCAUACGCAUGGAGCUAGGUAACCAAAGCAAGUUUGUGAAUCUUUGAACGGUGAUGGAGAAUUGCUAUGGUGAGAGGGAGAGCAAAGGGAGGGUGUACUUACAACCCACCGGCUGGUAAUGAUGUUUCUUAAAGGGCUGUUCCUACAGGUAACAUUAAAUGUGAACUAGACACUUCAGAGUCAUUAAAGGGUUUCUAACUAUAUUAAUGUUACAGUGAUUUACCACAGGCUGCCUUUGUUCCUUAUUACUGUAUAAAAUAUUCAGUUAUGCUUCUGUUAAUUUUGUUUACGAGAAACAUUAACUUUAUUUUUCUCUUUCUCCUUUGUAAUUGAAUAGAGACUGUGUAAUCUGCAGUGAUAAUUCAUACACGGUUGUUAUGGACCAGGGAAAAGUGCCAUAGAAGACCAAUAACUGUUUUUAAUCAGGGCUAGUGAUUAGCCUGUCAUCGGAGCAAUAUUCAGUUAUUGCAGUUCAUUUUUUAAUUACAUAUAAGUUGGUAGUUUGAGACAGGUAUUAGUUGCUUUUUUUUUUUCAACUCGUGUGUACAAAAGUGAGUACUUUUAACAAAGCUAGCAAAAAUACCAGUCUCCUUUAGUUUUGGGACAAUGAGCUGGAAGAGGAAGGAAUUACGCCUAGCUAGUGGUAACAGACAGUACUUUUUAAAUAAGCGAACUCCAAUAUUAUUGCACUUCUUUCAAAGAUGUUAACUAUUGCUUAUUGUACUGUGUAUAGGUCUAAUAAUGUUAAUUGAAACCCUUUAACUACUCUUUGUAUAUUUUAAUUCUUUUUAGUUGAUUUUCAGUAAUACUUACAUAGAAAAAUGAUUUUUUUGAUAUAUUAGCAGAAACGUGCUGUAUUUUGAUAAAAUUCACUUAUUUUCUGUGUGAUGUUAAUCUUCAAAGAAAAGAAUGAGAAACAUAGUUAUAUAAUGGCAGGCUUCAGUGUUCCGCUUCCAAGAUGUGUUUUGUUGUUGUUUAGCUUUUAUUUUUUUAUUGAAAAUGCAAAAUUUUACAUCACAUGUUCAUUACUUUUAAUCAUGUUAUUUUUAUUGCACACUGCCUUUCAAUGGGGAUGCAUACAAAUAAGUCCUAAGUACCUUGUUGUUCUAUAUAACCUGUAUCUUUGGGGAGAGUUCAAAAAGAACUGAUUCUUUACUGAUCUUGGGACUGACUUUGUAAACGUUUUGCAGUACAUUUAAAUAUAUCACUGAGAAAUUCUACUGUAUUGUAUUUUGCUUUAAUGGUAACAGAAGUUUUAAACAUUGUGUCACUUAAUUUUCAGAUUUAUGUAUCACGGGAAAUUUCUACCAAAAACUGUUUGACUAUCGUAGAACUUUAGAAGUAGAGAUUUAUAGCAAGAGGUUUAGUACUUCUUGUGGAAAUACUUGGCCAAAGCUUGUCUUCAUUAAAUUAGAAAAUUAACCAUCUAAUAAAACAUGGAUUGUGCUGAUUUACUAAGUAAAUGUUGGCGUUUCAGUGGAUUGAAAUGUGUUCGUUCGUUCAGUGUCUGUGUGUAAAGGUAAAAACACAUGUCAAACUAGGUAAUAUUGCAGAGAGUGGGAGAAACAUAUUUGUUUCUUAAACUAGUCCAGCCUGGAUUCAGCAGAAGGAGAGACUACAUCAGCACUUUUCAUUUUGAAUGCAUCUUAAACUACAUUUUGAACAGAAUAAAGCCCAUCUGCAGCCUAAGUUACUCAGCAUGACAGUGAGUCAAUGUGAACUCUGUUAACUCUUUCUAAUUGUUCAUUAAAGAAUCAGUUCAACUGACGUAAUGAAAAGAUGAAGUCUCCCACAUAUUUAUUAUGUAAAUAUUUUUUAGUUUCUUUUUUUGACUGGAGAUAACAAAAUGUAUAUAUACUUGAAAACAUUCUAUAAACACAAACAUAGCAAUAACACACAGAAUCAAACCUCUGAUUAUUUUGAUUUUGUUUAGAAAUAUUCCCUUGUCGACAGCUAUGAACUGUUUUUAUUGAUCAGCAUUUAUUCAACAUUCCAAAUUUUUGUAUAUAAUUAGACUGUUUCUGAGGUAACACAUGGAGAAUAGAUAAUAAACUAAUGCUCUUUACAGCUGUGUGCAAUUGACUUAUUUAAGUUGUAGGAAGUGCUCCAUUACACCAUUUUAUUCUUCUAUAGUUUCCGUAGAACUUAGUGCUCUAUCAGUAUACAAGAUCUGACACAAAAAAUGAGACUGUCUGUAAUUCUUUAUUUAAGAAAUUAAUAAAAUCAACUGCAACCACUUUCAGAACAGUUCCCUUCUGAGCUGACACACAGCUGUAUACGAUGCUGCCAACAUUCAAAGCAAUUCCACAGAUCAUUUUCUGAAGAGGCAGUUGAGGAUCUCUGAGGUUUUUGCUUUCACAUCUUCUACCAACAGAAAAUGUGUUCUUUUGAGCACCAGCUUGAUCUUUGGGAUCUCUUCACCAUAAGUAUCAGUCAAUAAUUGAAUGUGAGCACAUGUCCACUCGUAGUAAGUGAAGCAAUAGAGCUGAGCUUUGUGUCACUGUGAGAGGUUAGAACAAGUUCUAUAACCAUCUCCUUGUUUCUCCCCUCCCACUCUUGGUUCCUGAGCUAUAGGUUUAGUCUUGGGUUUUUUGUUUUGGACCUUGUACGUUAUUAAAUCAUUAGUAAUGUACAUUAUUUGUGUUUCUGGUGCUCUGCAUCUCGGUGCCCUCCAUGUGAUUUCAUGCAAGACUGGGUUAUUCACGAUAAAGAAGUACUUUUGUGAAUAGCCCAGUCCUGCAGCGAAAACAGCUAGGGCAGCAGGUGGCCUCGGUCCUUAAGAGAUGGAUAGUCUUCAUUGGAUGCAAAGUAAAGUUAGUUUCAGUAGCACGGGGAGGAGUGACUGAGUAAAGGAGCAGAGUUUAAAGUAUCUUGAUUAGCAUGGUGAGAUGCACAAGGAUUAUGUGGUAAAGAAAGUGAAGAGAUGGAAUUUCACAGGAGAGGUAAGUGCAGGUUUACAUCCAGUUUUCUUAGAAAUUGCUUGACGAUGUAGUAACACAAACUAUUUAGUCUUUUUUCCUUGUAUAUAUAGAUCUGGCCUAUCAAUAUCACUACUUGACUUCAUACUUCCUCUACACAGAAAACUGAUUGUAACUGUAACAGGUCACAGCCCUGCUCCCUCCUUAUUUAAGGUUUUCUGUAUCUGCUCCCUACCUUGAUUUGAGGUACGAGGGGCUGACCCUUUAUUUUUGACUUGUGAGCUUUUUGAAGAUGUUUUUGUUGUCUUUUCUGCAGCAGACUUCAAAUUUAUUGUUUCACAUUUCACUCGUGUUAUUUGUUAGGUAUGCCUCGCUUCUGUGCAACUGAGCCUCUGGUCUCCUACUUUUAUUUCAUAACUCUACUUUUUCAUUAAGCAUCUGAGAAUGCUGGGUCCAACUUUUCUGACUGGAGGCACUUUACAGAGGGAAAGUGUAUGAGGUUUUUGUUUGUCUUAUUUCUGUUGCCUCAGAUUAAAUUCAGUUUUGGAACGUGUACAGAAGAUUCUGUUGCAGCAUCUAUGAAGCUAUCUUGAAACUGGGGUUCCACGAUACCAAAUGUUACAAUUGCACUAUAAAAUUGCCCUUGUCUAAAGGAGUUUUUAUAUGAAAAACUGAAACAGCCAAAAUAAGAGAAGUGAAAAUUUCUAUGUAAGCAGAAAAAAACUCAGACCUAAUAUUUGUCAGUUCAGUGCUUUGCUUAGGCAAUAUGCUACUUAUGGUCCAGCAAGAAUUGGGGAAUUCUUGGCUGAAGUGUUUAAAGUACAGCAAGGAAUUGUUCAUUUUCUAUAGUGUCUGAAUCCAUCUUGGCCAGUUUUAUCUGAUUUUUUGAUUUCUCACAGUCUGUGUAAUUGGAGCCAUAUUUUGUCAUAAAUAAGGGCAUUAUUUCAAAAAGAUUUCAUUAUGGCAUGUAUUAGAAAACAAAAAGAUUGAAAAACAGAAGAAACAUUCUCUAUUCAGUUUUUACUUUUCAGUUGGCUGAGACUGCAUCUAAAAAAAAAAAAGCCUGUCAUUAGUUAAAGCUUGGAAAACUGAGUCUCAGAACCUGUUCUGUAAGAUGAAAAAACAAAGACAAAUCAUUAUUGCAAUAAGUGCUCUAGUUUAUACAGCUCAAUGUAGAUAACUUCUAUGUUUAAUUCCUUUAUGGUCUUUAAGUUUGGACCUAGAGUUCCUUGUUCCUUCAAUGCUUUUUCUGCAAGCAUUGCUUUGCCUGUGGCAGGACCGUAUCAAAUAAUGCUGUCCACAAGUGCUCUGCACUGUGGGAGAAUCUCAGGUCACACAGUGCUACAUUUCUAGGGUUUUUUUUGGGGGGGGGUUGUUAUGUGCUCACUUCUUCUGACAGGAUAAACCUUUAAGUUUCUAAGCUGCCUUCAACACAGGACAAAAAACAGCUGUUACUUUGAACAAUUAAUUGGGUAAUGCCAAAUGAAGGUCUGCCUUACAACCUCGGUUUGAAAGUAAACAUCCACAAAGAAAGCCUUACCUUAUGCUGCAGCAGAUGAUUUUGGAAAAUCUGGGCUUGUCUUUACUUGCUCCACAGAAUUGUAUCUUAAGUGACAUCUUUUAUACAAGUAGUCUUACUCCAUUUGAGAAAUUUUAGGAGUAUGUUCACAUUUGUCAUGAAUGAACCUAAUGUGCUGUUCCACUAAAGCAUUGAAAUGUACUUAGCACAGCAGAGGUCUGUCUGUGCAGAUGCUGCUUUGUGACUUAGGAACCCACUGUUUCUAAAUCAUGUUCUUGUUCAUCCUCAACAAGCAAGCAGUAAAAUGUGUGAUUUAAUUUUCUGUGAUGUAAUACCAAUUCUUCUUAUGACUGUGAAGAUUAUGAGGACUAAAGACAACUACUUAUGAUAGUUGGUAGCUAAAGGAAUGAUCAUCAUCAUUUUGUAAUGAUGAGCUAUGGAAAAAAACCACUGGAA
Molecule: messenger RNA, 10737 nt
Organism: Cuculus canorus (common cuckoo)
Lineage: Eukaryota; Metazoa; Chordata; Aves; Cuculiformes; Cuculidae
Gene: ERBIN
Product: erbb2 interacting protein
Exons: 27
Coding region: 429-4799 (1456 amino acids)
Biological process (GO): neurotransmitter receptor transport, endosome to postsynaptic membrane; neurotransmitter receptor transport postsynaptic membrane to endosome
Cellular component (GO): adherens junction; postsynaptic density; postsynaptic membrane
Molecular function (GO): protein binding
Source: RefSeq, a predicted model, not a curated record